AUGGCGACCGUUCUCCCGCCUGUGGAGCGACUCAGCCCGGCCUGCAUCCGUAUUCUUGGGGGCAACCCAGGCAAGUUCACGCUGCAAGGAACCAACACGUACCUCGUCGGUACCGGCAGCCGACGCAUCCUCAUCGACACGGGAGAAGGGCGUCCGGCCUGGCUGGAGUCGCUUCAGGCGACGCUCGAGGAGGAGCAAGCGACGAUCGAGACGGCGCUCAUCUCCCACUGGCACGGUGAUCACAGCGGAGGGAUUGAUCAGCUACGCAGCAUCAUGCCCGGCGCGGCCGUGUACAAGAUGGAUCCGAAGCCUGGACAGCUGGCGAUCGAGGAUGGCCAGACUUUCCGUACCGAAGGGGCCACCCUCAGGGCCUUGCACACACCCGGCCACACGGCGGACCAUAUGGUCUUCGUCAUGGAAGAGGAGGACGCCAUGUUCACGGCCGACAACGUCCUAGGCCAAGGCACCGCCGUCUUCGAGGACAUGGUCGCCUACCUCGCCAGCCUCGGCAAGAUGCGAAGCCAGUUCUCAGGCCGGGCCUAUCCCGGACACGGACCCGUCGUCGACGACGGACCCUGCCGCAUCUCCGAGUAUAUAGCACACAGGAGGGAGAGGGAGAGGCAAGUGCUUGAGGCCGUGGCCGCGGGAGAAAGGGCGGUGACGGCCAUGGACGUGGUCCAGGUGCUGUACCGGGACGUGCCCAAAGAGCUGCACCCAGCCGCCUGCGGAGGCGUGCUGCAGAUACUGAACAAACUGGAACGGGAAGGGCGGGUGCGUCAGGAGGGCGCAGAGGAGUGGCGCCUCGCCUCGGCCAAAUCGGGGGUCCUCUAA
This is a messenger RNA of Drechmeria coniospora, 831 nucleotides long. RefSeq names its product putative metallo-beta-lactamase domain protein. Gene Ontology annotation, biological process: secondary metabolite biosynthetic process. The transcript has a single exon. The record is from RefSeq and is a predicted model, not a curated record. NCBI's taxonomy places the organism in Eukaryota, Fungi, Ascomycota, Sordariomycetes, Hypocreales, Ophiocordycipitaceae. The coding region runs from base 1 to 831 and encodes 276 amino acids.